Molecule: messenger RNA, 3482 nt
Organism: Nicrophorus vespilloides
Lineage: Eukaryota; Metazoa; Arthropoda; Insecta; Coleoptera; Silphidae
Product: transcription intermediary factor 1-alpha
Exons: 10
Coding region: 330-3401 (1023 amino acids)
Biological process (GO): positive regulation of DNA-templated transcription
Cellular component (GO): chromatin; nucleoplasm
Molecular function (GO): protein binding; zinc ion binding; ubiquitin-protein transferase activity
Source: RefSeq, a predicted model, not a curated record
UAAAAGUAACAAGUUUAAAAAAAAAACAUGUUAAGAAUAUUUCCUUGCGUUGGCAAUACUUUUUGCAAUGGAAGCAAUGCUAUGACAGCAUUGACAGUUUGUUCGGAGGCGUCAUCCAUUCCAUUGUUUUCUUGUGUAUAAAAAGUUGUGAGUAAAUAAAGAAUUAACCAAUGUACAAGUAAAAGUUGGGUUCGUAUGUUUUGUGAGUGAAUAUAAGAACACUCCAGAACAUAAUGUAUUAUAGACACCGAAAUUAUUAGGUCACUGAUCUAAUUACAAGGAGAAAUCAGUUGACAUUGUAACCAAGGAUUUUAACCUAAGAAAAAAAAAUGGCUGAUCUACUGAAUUCAGAUAUCUUUAUGCAGGAAUUGCAGGACUUACAGGAAUUUGCAUCAGCUGCUAUGGCAGAGGAAAUCUUGUCAGAUGUAAAACCUGCUAUCGAGACUUUAAAUAACAUAGUCUCAGUGAUUCCCUCAAGUGAUUUUAAUGAGCAACAGGAGAAAGAACCAGAAAAGUCUCCACAAGCAGAAGAAAAUUUGGGACAAUCCAUUGAAAGUCCCACAACAGCAGAAAAGGAAUCAUUCCAUUUUAAGUGUAUUUUUUGUGAGCAAUUGCUAAGUGCUAAAGAUGAUCCGAAGAUAUUGGAAUGCCUCCACAAUGCAUGUGGUAAUUGUGUCAAGCAAAAACUAUAUGAAGGUUCAGUUGAUGCUCAAACAAGUUCGACACACCACAAAGGAUUUCAAUGUCCAAUCUGUGGAUAUUUCAUGGAAAGAAAACAUUUAAUAGACAAUCAGUUUCUGUUGGAAGCUACAAAUAAUGACGAAAUAAAUAAAUUAACGGAUGUGAAAUGCAGCAAUUGCUCUGACGAUGCUUUAGCAACAAGUUGGUGUGUUGAUUGUGCUGAGUUCAUUUGUGAUAAUUGUGUACAAGCACAUCAAAGAUUAAAAAUUACAAAGGAUCAUACAAUUAAAGGAAAGGAAGAUGGCAUUAUAAAUAGUCAGAACAAUGUUAACAAUGCAAUUACGUAUUUAUUAUGUGAACAACAUCCUAAUGAAAAGUUAACUUUGUUUUGUGAGAAUUGCGAUAAACUAACAUGUCGGGAUUGUCAGUUAACUGAACAUCGGGAUCACAAAUAUAAAUUCACACAUGAGAUUGCACAUGAUUCUAGAUCACAAAUGCAAGCAAUGUUGAAAGAUAUAACAUAUAAGAAAAUUUUAUUAAAUAGUGCCAUGCAAGUAAUUGAAGAUCGCCAAACAUUAAUAUCUAGGAAAAAGAAGGAUCUUGUACAGGAAAUUACAAAUCUUGUAGUUCGGUUGACACACACCAUUAAUGUGAGGGGAAAACAAUUGGUUUCAAGAUUGAAUGAAGUUUGUGAUACAAAACAGAAAACUUUAGAUGAGAAGAAAGUUGCAUUAAAUCAUUUGUCUAAGAUUACUGAUCAUUGCAUUGAUUUUACUCAGAAAGUGCUUGAAAAUGGCAGUGAUAAUGCUUUGUUAUAUUCAAAGAGACAUGUAACAUGUCAUCUACAGAGAAUUAAAUCUCGCAGAGCAGAUAUUCCAAACCCAGAGGUUCCAGUUCGAAUUAAUUUAGCUCUUGAUAGGGUACCAGAUCUAGUUAAAGGAUUAAAUAGCGUUAUUUCGAGUAUUGGUCAGAUUAUAGUAGAUGGAAAAGUAUUUCCCUCGCAGUCUCCAUCUCCGAACUCUAUGCCCCCGCAAAAUUCACCAAAUCCAAUUCAAAUGAUUUCACAACAGCAGGAGCACGCUGUACAACAACCACAGCCUCCGCCACCUUACACUCAAACUAGGAUGCUGACACCAUACGGACAACAGCAUCAAUAUUCAUCAUCAAUGAACAGAAAUUUACGACAGACCAGACCCAGCUGUGGUCCAAAUCAAGGCCAAAGCCAAGGUUUAGGUCCUAUGGGUGGAAUACCACCAAUGGCACUAACUCAACAGUUAAAUCAAAAUAUGCAAAGAUUGCCAAUGCAUCGACCAACAUUAAGACCUAUUCUACCGAAUCUGCAAUCUAGGAUACACCCCGCCACUGGGAUAAAUAAUCAACAAGUGACUUCGUCAACACAUCCACAGGGAAUGAUGCAAGAUAGAAAUAAUUUGCGGGGCUUAUUGCAACCUAAUGGUAAUGCGGUGUAUGUCCAAACUGGGCCAGGCCAAUAUCAGGCAGUACAACCGCAAUAUGCUCAACAGUUCCAAAACCGUUUCAAUACACAGCCAUUUCAGCGACCACCAAUGUAUCAACAGCAGCAGCAACAACAGCAAACGCAUCAACAACAACAACAACCACCUCAGCGACUUCAAAAUAUGCCAUUGAGACCUGCUACUAGGGAUUUUCAAACACCGCCUCAGCAACAACAAACACAGCAAAUGCAACUUCAACAGCAGAGAGCUCAGAAAUGGCACAUACCGCAACAAACAAAUGAAAAUAGAAAUAUUUUAUCAACUUCGCUUACUAUGCCUACAUUAAACAAUAACUUUAAAAUAAUGCUAAAAUCGCAACAACCGAAUUUGUUGGAAUCUAACAAAAGUUCUGUAACUUCGACGAUACCAAAAACCCCAAGUCCGAAUCACCUUCAGGGAGCAGCAGAAACGCGUAUGGAUAAACUUUGUGCAGAUUCUGUGAAUGAUUUGAUGGCAACCAUCGCCAAGUUGGAUUCUAAUGGAGUUCAGGUUCUCGCUGAAAAUAGACCGAAAACGGGUAGUUCACCGCACGUAGACAGCUCUACAGGAGACGCAUUAACGAGUGGAAAAUCAAAAAAUGAAACAAUGGAAAUUGGAAAAGAUGAUCCCAAUGAAGAUUGGUGCGCUGUGUGCAUGGACGGCGGAGAACUAGUCUGUUGUGACAAAUGUCCGAAGGUAUUUCAUCAAUUUUGCCACAUUCCAAAUUUGAGCGUCGAAGAAAGCGAUACAUGGCAAUGUCUCUUGUGCAUGAAUUUCGCCGACGUUCCUGAUACUAAUGAAGAACACGUGGAAAAUGAACUUACACCUAGGCAAAAGAAAGUGGCCGAAAGAAUUAUAUUAGAAUUAUAUUGUCAGUAUGAACCUAGCCUUCCUUUUAGAGAAAUUAUUGGAGUUGAGAAUAUAAAUUACCAUGAAAUUAUUAAGAAUCCAAUAGCUUUAGAUACGGUUAGACAUAAGUUAGAUUGGUCUUCUCCUAACCGAUACGGAUCCCUAGAACAGUUAGUAAAAGAUGUUCGUUUAAUGUUUAAAAAUGCAUAUACCUUUAAUGCAAUCGAUUCACAAGUAUAUACAGAUGCUGCGAAUUUGGAGAAAUUCUUUGAUGAGCAAUUAGAAAAAUGGAUUCCAGAGUAUGCUUAUGACAUGUUGGAAGAUGAGAAUAUUCAACCGCCAAAUAAGAAAUACAAAAGGAUAAUAAGUGAUGAUUAACAUGUAUGUUCCUGGUAAUUUAUUCAAUCCAUGAUUACUAACUCCAUUUAUUUUAUUUUUUGUAAUUAUUAAAAUCAUUUU